Messenger RNA from Sorghum bicolor (sorghum), 1224 nucleotides. RefSeq lists its product as uncharacterized. The record is from RefSeq and is a predicted model, not a curated record. NCBI's taxonomy places the organism in Eukaryota, Viridiplantae, Streptophyta, Magnoliopsida, Poales, Poaceae. The coding region runs from base 81 to 983 and encodes 300 amino acids. The transcript has 4 exons.
GUUUAUUUAGUCGGUGAGGGACACCACCUCUAGUAGUACAUCACAAGUCUCUCCCCUAGUUCUUUCUUUCCCUAGUAUCCAUGGCUUCUCAUCCCUACCUCAAGAAAGUUCGGUGGUUGUUCUCCCGCAUGUUGUUUUCUAUUGGAGUUGAUCCAUUUCUUGCAAUAUUGAUAAUCACCUUUUGGAUGUAUGCUGAAGAAGAUGGUUGUGUUGAUUACUUUGAAUGCAUAAAUGCAUUCAAUGAGUCCAACAUCUUGGUUAUGGUUGACUCUGUGAGAAAGUAUCUUGUUGAUCUUGUUCAUCUUGCAUCAAGUGACACAAAUAGCAAUUCUCCCUAUGCGAAAGAAGUUAUUGAAAGAAUUGAUUUCUACCUCGACAAUAUUUGCUUUGAGGCCUUGGGAGAUCUACUUGAAGAAUUUGAGAUCCAUGACUUAAUCUAUGAAUAUGCUCAAGAUCAUGAUGAAUGUCUCAGGGAAGAAAUUUUUGUUAGACUGGGUAUUGUAACGAACUUGGAUGAGUCUUCUAGUCAAGCCCAAAACACUCAAGGUCAAGCCACAAGUGCUCUAAUGCCUGAAACUACAGAAGAGGCAACAAUUUUAUCUUGGUCAACUGACUUUCUUGAAGAAAUAUUAGAGAAUGCAGAUGAACUCCUAUGUCAGCCAAAUAACAUUCCAAAAGAAGAGAGAACUCUGCUUGUGAUUUUCUCUGAUGGAUAUCCAUUGACUGAAGAUGAACUAUAUGACUUCUUUAGCUGGAACUAUGGAGAAGUUGAAGAAAUUGUUAUAGAGGAACCAAGACUAAGGCCUCAUCCGCUUUGUGCCCUUAUCAUAUUCUCUUCACCCAAUACACUAUUUAGUAUCCUCAAUGGAGAUAAGAGGGCCCACUUCAUCAUAAAAGGGAAAGAUUUGUGGGUUCAGCGUAAUGUUGAAGAUAAGAGGGCCCACUUCACUAUAAAUGGCAAAGAUUUGUUCUAUUGGGGAUAAGUGGGUUGGCUUUGUCACAAAUGGAAAAGGGGGUCAAGGUGUUGUUCCAAAGUGCAAGGGAAUAAUCUUUGUUGAACCUAGAAACAUAAGUAUUUGGCACCGUAUAUCAGAAUAAACUCCAUGGCAUGGAAACUAUUUAUUCUAGAUGGAAUGGUUGUAACUGUGUUGACACAUGGACAUGGUGGUGUUUAUGUUGUUAAGAUCCAAAUAAGGUUUAUUAUAAUGGACCUAAUGUUUAUUA